AUGUGGAAGAUAACAAACCUGCCUACCAGCGGCACGCCUAACUCACAGCGCUCGUCAACCAGCACAACGACCGUACCUUCAACCGCAAAAACUUCCCCCCACAAGCCACCCAGCACACCACCAACGCCAUUCCUGCGCUCGAGAUCAGAAGUCCGCUUCGCUCUGGACCCCGACUUCCCCGUCGACUCUGAAGGCGAAAAGCCCGUCCAGCCUCUACCACCAUCGAUCGCACAGCCCAGCCCGUCUCCAAACAACGUCCACUUCUCGCCCAACCCGAAACACUGCUACCGCGCCGUCGACACCCCGCCGCCCCCCAACCCGUCAAACAUCCGCUUCGCGGCCGAUCCGAACGACUGCUACCGUCUCGCUCCGCGCCAAUUCCGGCUCCCCACCCACCCGAACGAGCGCGAGGACGGAGCGUCUAUUCCAUUGAGGGGACAGUACGUCACCGUCUUGACCGAUGACCCCGACGAUGUAGAUCUGAUCAACGACCCACCGCCCGGACUCGACGAUGAUACAGCGACCGCGAUGCGUCGGUUUGCCUGGGCGUACGUGAAGGGGUUGGGAGGGCUGGUGAUGGGUGUGAUGGAUGGGUUGGCGAGGGGGACGGGAGGAGAGGGGGCCCGGGCGACGUAUUUGACCUACGGUGCUGUCGCGUACGAGGGGCGCGGAAGGUGA
Letharia columbiana is the source of this 678-nucleotide messenger RNA. RefSeq lists its product as uncharacterized. The transcript has 2 exons. The record is from RefSeq and is a predicted model, not a curated record. The coding region runs from base 1 to 678 and encodes 225 amino acids. Lineage: Eukaryota; Fungi; Ascomycota; Lecanoromycetes; Lecanorales; Parmeliaceae.